AUGUCCGAGAAAGUCGAAACCCUACGAGUCGAUAACGUCCGAUCAGACAAGACUUUGCGAAAUGGAGUCGAAACGUAUGGGAGCGAAAAUGCGGUUAUGAGUUAUGGACAGAAAGGGUUGAAUGAUGCGAGUCUACCGGAUUACCAAGAUGCGGAGGUGAAGAAGAUCAUUAGGAAAGUGGAUUGGAGAUUACCGCCCGUCCUGUGUUUGUUGUACCUGGUGAGCUAUUUGGACCGCUCGAAUAGUGAGUACAUGCAACUGGCCUGGACAGCGCAUCGAAGAAUUUGCUACUGAUUUGAUUCCAAUGCGCAGUCGGAAACGCCAAAAUCGCCGGCAUGACACACGACCUCCACAUGACCGGAACGCAAUACAACAUCGCCCUGACCUGCUUCUUCUUCCCCUACGCCCUGUUCAUGGUCCCCUCGAACAUGGUUCUGAAAGUCGUGAAGCCUUCGCUCUGGAUGGCUUUUCUGAUGAUCUGCUGGGGGACGGUCAUGACCAUGCAUGGAUUGGUGAAGACGUGGGGACAACUUUGCGCUUGCAGGGCACUUCUAGGACUCUGCGAGACGGGCUUCUUCCCCGCAGCGAGUUACUUGCUGACGACGUGGUAUUGUGUGAGUACUGCGGUGACAUGGGAAGGGUCAGAAAAUGGAGAGCUGAUCAAAUUCAUAGCGAUUCGAAUAUCAGACGCGAGUUGCGUGGUUCUUCAGCUCGGCGACGCUGGCUGGGGCUUUCUCUGGGCUGCUCGCAUACGGAAUUGAGCAUAUGGAUGGAGUCGGAGGUGAAGCGGGAUGGAGAUGGAUGUAAGAGUUCGAGAUCGACCACGCGACCAAUCUCUCAUACUGACCAUCUUCGACAGUUUCUACGUCGAAGGAUCGGCCACGGUCGUAAUUGGCUGUGUCAUCUACUUCAUCCUCCCCAACUCUCCCCGAGAGGCAAAAUGGCUCACAGAAGCCGAAGCAGAAACCAUCGAGCGCCGCCUGAAGGAAGAUGCGGGAACGAAAGAUGGCCAGGUGGAUAACCACGACGGGUUCCAACGCUCAUCUCUCAUCCAAACACUGGGUGACUGGAAACUCUGGGUCUGGUCCAUUGCGGUUUGCGGAGACAGUAUUCCUAACUACGCUUUUGGAUUCAUGGCGCCGACGAUCAUUAAAGGACUGGGAUACCAGACAUGGAGAGCGCAGCUUCUGUGUGUGCCGAUUUAUGUGACGGCUUUUAUUGCUACCAUCGUGGUUGCGCUCUGGAGUGAUCGGAGACAAAACCGAUGGCCAUCUGUCUUCUUCCCGUACAGCGUGGCGGCUAUUGGGUUUGUCGCACUGUUGGCGAUCCCGCAUCCGAAGCUGCCAGGACUCACAUAUGCGUUUCUGUUCCUGGUACCGGUUGGAUGUUAGUCCUCCCUCCCUCCUUCUUCCGUCUCCUCGUGGUAGCUAACAUUUACUCGUAGUAUCAUCCGGGCACACUGGUCUACACGCCUGGAUCGCAAAUAAUCUCGCUCCCUCCUGGCGGCGCGCAAUCGGAAUGGCAUUGGUCCCUUGUAUCGGCAACCUCGGCGGCGCAAUCGGAUCGAACAUCUAUCUGGAGCGACAAGCGCCGCGAUACUGGCUGGGCUUCGGCUUCAGUUUGGGCGUCUUGAUCGCCGCUCUGUUUGCCAUUCUCUUCAUGAAGCAGCAGUUGGAGCGAGUGAAUAGACAGAGGGAGAAACUUACGCCGGAAGAUGUCAGAGCGCGAUACACGGAGGAGCAGCUGUUGAAUAUGGGCGACCGAAGCCCGUUAUACCGAUACGUUAUCUAG
Molecule: messenger RNA, 1791 nt
Organism: Lecanosticta acicola
Lineage: Eukaryota; Fungi; Ascomycota; Dothideomycetes; Mycosphaerellales; Mycosphaerellaceae
Source: the annotation of a GenBank genome assembly